This is a messenger RNA of Eutrema salsugineum, 1588 nucleotides long. RefSeq lists its product as uncharacterized. Bases 81 to 1460 code for a protein of 459 amino acids. The transcript is spliced from 7 exons. The record is from RefSeq and is a predicted model, not a curated record. Lineage: Eukaryota; Viridiplantae; Streptophyta; Magnoliopsida; Brassicales; Brassicaceae.
UCACAUUCCUUCACAAGCGGCUCAAAACCUCCAUAAGCUCCGGCCAAUCUCAAUCUCUUCAAUUUUACACACAAACAAAAAUGGUGUCUUUGCUCGCUUCUUCUCUUACAUGCUCAAGCCCAACUCUGAAUCUCCUCCCACUUGUGCGGACCGAAGCAGCUUCCAUCUCCAGGAAACGUCGAGCAGCUUCUGUGGUGGCAACAUCUUCAAGAAAUGAUAACGAUUCCGUCGGAGAUUCAUCUCCGAAACCCACCAAAUUCGUCACAUUUCUCGGAAAAGGCGGCUCCGGCAAGACCACCGCCGCUGUUUUCGCCGCUCAGCAUUACGCAUUGGCUGGGCUCAGUACAUGUUUGGUGGUACAAAAUCAAGAUACGUCUGCUGAUUUCCUUCUUGGAAGCAAGAUUGGGGCUUCUCCUACCUUAAUCAACGACAAUCUCUCGGUUAUUAGGCUGGAAACCACAAAGAUGCUUCUAGAACCUCUUAAGCAGCUGAAGCAAGCAGAUGCCCGACUCAAUAUGACCCAAGGGGUUCUUGAAGGGGUGGUUGGAGAAGAGCUAGGAGUGCUUCCAGGGAUGGAUUCCAUCUUUUCAAUGCUUGAACUCGAGAGGCUUGUUGGUUUCUUUAGGCAAGCAACCCGAAAGAACCACAAGGGGAAGACUUUUGAUGUUAUAAUUUACGAUGGCAUUAGCACUGAGGAAACUCUUCGGAUGAUAGGUCUAAGCAGUAAAACAAGAUUGUAUGUGAAAUAUCUGAGAAGUAUGGCCGAGAAGACUGAUCUUGGGAGGCUAACAAGUCCUUCCAUAUUAAGAUUUGUUGAUGAGUCAAUGAACAUGAGCGGCAACAAGUCACCUUUUAAUGGCAUGACAAGUGCUGAUAUGUGGGAUACUUUGGAACGUUUCUUGGAGACUGGCGCUUCUGCUUUGAGUGAUACAGACAGAUUCAGGAGUUUUCUUGUGAUGGAUCCAAACAAUCCCAUGUCUGUUAAAUCUGCGUUACGCUAUUGGGGUUGUACAAUACAAGCAGGAUCUCAUGCCUCUGCAGCGUUUGCUAUUUCUUCUUCUUCAAAUCUGCCAACUGAGUCACACAAAACCACAAAAGAGGAAUUUGUGCCGCUGCCCUUUGCUUCUGCAUUGGUUCCGUUUACUAGAAAUGGUCUGGACUGGGACAAAAUUCUGCUAGACCAAGAAAAUUCUAGUGUCCGGGAACUUCUUUCUGGAAUAUUAAGCCAAGGCGGGAGCUUGAAACCACCAGUAAUGUUUGAUACAGCAAAGAAAUCGGUGACUCUUUUCAUGCCGGGGUUUGAAAAAUCGGAAAUCAAACUGUACCAGUACAGAGGAGGCUCUGAGCUCUUAAUAGAAGCAGGGGACCAAAGACGAGUGAUUCGUUUACCGUCUCAGAUUCAAGGAAAGGUUGGAGGAGCCAAGUUUCUGGACAGAAGUCUCAUCAUCACAAUGCGGUAAUACAUUUUCACGGAACUAAUUUGUUCUUUUUUUUUUGUACACCAGAGAUGUGUAGUUUGUCAUUAAAAAAAAAAAAGAAAAACUCAAGAAGUCAAACAUUUGGGACGAUCUUGAGAUGAAUAAACGAG